AAAUUUCAUCAACAACAACGAUUAUUACGUACAAGUGAUAAUCAAUCAAUAAAAACAUUAUCAUCAUCAUCAUCAUCAUCAUCAUCAUCGAUUGAAAAUCAAUAUAAAACAAAUGAAAUGUCCAUUAUUAAUGGUCAACAAGUUUUUGUUGAUCAUAUUCAUAAAAUGUCAACAAUAUUACCAUUAUCAUUAUUAUCAAUAUCAACAGCAGCAACAACAACAACAACAACGAUAGCAUAUCCAUUAUUUGAUUAUCCCCAUCAUAAUCAUCAAUAUUCACUAAAAAAUCAUCAUAUAAAAUCAUUAUCAUCAGAAAAUAAUGGUCAUAUUGAUGAUGGAAUACAGAAUUUUGAAAAUAAUAAUUCAACAUUAAAUGAAUUAUAUGCAAAUGAAAUCAUACGAUUAGCAAUGGAAUUUAAUCGCCAACGGCCAUUAUCCAUUCGUGAUUGUUCAGUAAUUAUAAUGUAUGGCUUGAUUGUAUUGGUAUCAUUAUUCGGUAAUCUACUCGUAUGUAAAGUAAUAUUAUUCAAACAAGCAAUGCGUCGCCGUAUAACACAUAUAUUCAUUGCCAAUCUAACCAUUAGUGAUUUAUUGAUGACCAUAUUCACUAUACCUAUGAAUACGGCUCGUCAAAUAUUAGAUGAUUGGCCAUUCGGUGAAUUCUGUUGUAAAUUAGUACCAUUUGUACAGGCCAUUUCGGUAUAUGUAUCAGCAUUAUCAAUGACAAUGAUUGCUAUCGAUCGUUAUCAGGCAUUAGUACGGCCAUUACAACCACGUUUAAUACAACGUUUACCACGUUGGAUUUGGAUCACAUCAAUUUGGCUAUUUGCAUCAUUAAUAUCCAUACCAUUUGCAAUAUUCAAUCAUGUUGUCAAUGUAUUAACCAUACAUCCAUACAUACCAUUUGGUAAUAAUGAAAAAUUAUUCCGCUGUAAAGCACUAUAUCCGGGCAAUGAUCCAGAAUAUUAUCAACGUUUAAUCACUUGUUUAGCAUUUGUAACACAAUUCUGUAUACCAAUGAUUAUUGUUGCUUAUUGUUAUAUAACCAUUGGAAUGAAAAUCAGUAAACGUUCUUGUAUUGGUGAAACAAUCGAUGGUGGCCAACAAACAUAUUUGAAACAGAAACGUAAAACAAUUAAAAUGUUAAUAUUUGUGGUGGCAACAUUUGCCAUUUGUUGGCUACCAUAUAAUCUGUUAUUUAUUGUUGAAGAUUUUUUUCAUAUUAAUUUCUCAUUAACAAUACAUUACCUGAUACAUUGGCUGGCCAUGAGUUCAAUUUGUUAUAAUCCGUUUAUUUAUUUUUGGCUAAAUCGUGGCUAUCGUCAAGGUAUAUUGAAUAUAUUGAAAUAUUGUUAUUGUUGCCGUUAUUAUCAUCGUCAUCAUCAUCAUCACCAUGAUCAUCACAAUGAUCAUCAUCAGCAUCGUAAUUCAGCUACUAAUAAUGAAAAUAAUGAGAAUGAAAAUAGAAUCAAUAAUACAGAUUAUGUGAAUGAUCCAUUUAGCGAAAUGGAUACGAUAAACAUGCAAAUUAAUCAUAAUCAUCAUCAUAAUCAAAAUGAAAUAAUCAUAACAAACAAACAGCAGCAGAAAUGA
Molecule: messenger RNA, 1593 nt
Organism: Dermatophagoides farinae (American house dust mite)
Lineage: Eukaryota; Metazoa; Arthropoda; Arachnida; Sarcoptiformes; Pyroglyphidae
Source: RefSeq, a predicted model, not a curated record